Molecule: messenger RNA, 1317 nt
Organism: Daldinia childiae
Lineage: Eukaryota; Fungi; Ascomycota; Sordariomycetes; Xylariales; Hypoxylaceae
Product: putative N-acetylglucosamine-6-phosphate deacetylase
Exons: 2
Coding region: 1-1317 (438 amino acids)
Biological process (GO): N-acetylglucosamine catabolic process
Molecular function (GO): N-acetylglucosamine-6-phosphate deacetylase activity
Source: RefSeq, a predicted model, not a curated record
AUGCCUCACUCCCUACCCUCAUCGCCUAAGUCGACACCAAGGGAUGGCCGAAAUGGCAUCACCAAAUUCACCAACUGCCGCAUCUUGAAAGGUGAUAAACUGCUAGAUGAGGACCUAUGGGUUAAUUCCGUCACUGGAAAAAUCAUCAGAAGCCAAGCUGCUUUUUACGAUGAUUUUAUCGUCCCAGAUGAGGUUAUUAACCUCCGUGGUCGUAUCCUAUCUCCUGGUAUGAUCGAGUGCCAGCUCAACGGAGCCUUCGGUUUCAACUUCUCAACCCUUCUCGAACCCGCCGUAUACGCUAAGAAGGUCAAGGAGUUGAAUAAACAGAUGGUCAAAACGGGUGUCACAUCGUAUGUGCCUACAAUUACAAGUCAACGGAGCGAACUAUACCAGCGAGUUCUGCCGUAUCUUGGACCAUCAGGAUAUCGACAGAUCGCAGAGGAUGGAGCGGAAUCUCUCGGUGCCCAUUGCGAAGGCCCGUUCUUAAGUCCAACCAAAAAUGGAGUUCACAAUGUGGAUGUAAUACGAGAAGCCGAGACCUUUGCGGAUCUGGAGGAAUGUUAUGGAGCAGAGAACCUUGAUCACGAAGAUGCAUUCCGUCCCACGCCGAUAAAGAUGGUUACUGCUGCACCGGAGCGGGGGGAAAUGACGAAACUCAUCCCCGAACUCACAAAACGAGGCAUCAUCUACUCGAUCGGACACUCGGAAGCCACAUACGAACAGGCGUCGGCAGCCGUGGCAGCUGGCGCGACGAUGAUCACACACCUUUUCAACGCCAUGCGACCCCUACACCACCGAAAUCCCGGUAUCUUCGGCGUCCUAGGCCUAGCAGAAAGCUUACCUCGCCCCUAUUUUGGCAUCAUCGCUGACGGGGAGCACUUACAUCCCACAACAAUCAAGAUUGCUUUCAACGCCCACCCCGACGGGUUCAUCCUCGUCACCGACUCCAUGCACCUGGUCGGCCUGCCGGAUGGUGCUUAUCAAUGGACCAACGGCGAGAGCGCAAGUCAUAUCGUGAAGAAGGGCAAUAAAUUAAUACUAGAGGGUACCGAUAGAAUUGCUGGAAGUUCAAUAACACUAAUCGAAUGUGUUUCCAACUUCCUCAGCUGGUCUGGCGCAACCAUACCUCAAGCCCUAAAGGCUGUCACAUCGACGCCGGCCGCUAUGUUAGGCCUACAGGGUGUCAAGGGGUGUCUUGACGAUGGCGCGGAUGCGGACUUGGUGGUGCUGUCGGAGAAGCGAACAGAGAACCGCACUGACCUCAUUGUCGACGAGGUAUGGAAGUUUGGCACGAAGGUGUUUAGUCGUUCAUUGUAA